Messenger RNA from Clupea harengus (Atlantic herring), 4509 nucleotides. RefSeq names its product protein Niban 2-like (gene niban2b). The transcript has 14 exons. The record is from RefSeq and is a predicted model, not a curated record. Bases 384 to 3227 code for a protein of 947 amino acids. NCBI's taxonomy places the organism in Eukaryota, Metazoa, Chordata, Actinopteri, Clupeiformes, Clupeidae.
AACGGUGACUCGAUCUCAUGAAUCCACUUCGCCCGAAACCACACCUUCGACGUGCUACAGAAAUCAGAUAGGUCAAGACGUUGAACUUUCAGCAGCAAGACAGUUGGAGGGUGUGCCUGUGGUGUUGAGCAGUCUUCCAAUGCAACUCCACCGCUGGCGAACCAGAGGAGGUUACUUUAAUUUGCCCUCACCUAAUUUCUAUCAGCAGCGGUAGGCUACCCCGCUUCACUCCCGAAGACCGUUUUGCUAUUUUGAAGGAGAGAUUGGAGGGGGACUUGAAUCAAGUUUGUAUGUAUUCCCAAAGUCUGUCUAUCUCUUCAGCUUUGUGAAACGCACCAGACUUUCCAAGUUCAUUUUUGGAUUUGUAAAAGCACAGUGUCGCAAUGGGGGACGUGAUAUCAACACACCUUGAUGAAAGCAAACGGGAGCUUAUCACCGCGCGCGCAGGAGAAGUCAUUGGCGAGUUUGGCCGUUUGUAUGAGCAGCAGUAUGCGGUCGCCCUGUUCAACAAAGUGCGCUUUGAUAUCGAGGGGGGUGGAGGACCUCAGCCACAGCUGCUGCACCGCAAGGUUCCUCUGCAGGAUAAGUCCAUCUUCUCCGGCACUUUGUUCCAGUACCUGGAAGAGAACAAGAAGUGGAGGAAUCGAUUCCUCUUCAUCCCAGACUCCUACAACGUCAACUUCUAUGACAGCAAGGCGGGCUAUGAGAAAGGCCUUCACCCCAAAGGAUCCAUCAACUGCGCUGGGUAUCGACUCUUGACCUCCAUGGAUCAGUACCUGGAGCUGCUGGGCAACAGUUUGCCGGGUGUCAAGGCUAAAUCCAGCAGCUCUCCCUUUCUGAAGUGUCCCACGCAGUUCCCUCUGAUCCUCUGGCACCCGUAUGCCUGCCACUACUACUUCUGUGUGGUGGCGGAGAAAGACCAGCAGAAAUGGAGCGCCGUCUUCCAGGACUGUGUCAGGCACACCAACAACGGUCUCUCAGAGGAGUGCAAGGUCCAGACCCCGGCGUUCACCGACGCGGUACGCCUCUACCGCCAGACCCACAGCCAGUACGGCACCUGGGACAUGAUGUGUGGGGCUCCGCCACAGAUCCUGGCCAACCUGGUGAUGGAGAAGCUGCUGCCUGAGCUGCGAGACCUCAUUUCUCCCCGACUGAAGGGCAAACUGCAGGAGAGGCUGAGGAGCUGGAUGCUGAUCUCGGACGCGGUGUACCGACUGGUGCAGGCCCAGGCCAAGGCCCAGUACGAGGCCAUAGUACAGAGCUCCGAGGUGGGGAGUCCGCCCCUGGAGGCCUCCAUCCGCACCGACAUGGACCAGAUCAUCACCUCCAAAGAACACGUCACCGGCAAAAUCAGAGCUCUGGUUCUCCCCAAAGCGGAGAAGCUGCUCAAGGUCAGCAUCCAGCCGUACAUCAACUCCAUCCUGGAGGCCCUGAUGGAGCCCACCAGCCGCGGCUUCUUCGAGGUGCGGGACGUCUUCUUCAGGGAGCUGGUGGACAUGAACAAGAACCUGCUCAACGACGGCAGCAAGGAGCAGCUGGGAGAGCACAUGGAGAAGAUCUCCAUGCUGGCGUUCCACCCGGUGAAGAUGCAGUGCUGCUUUGAGAAGGUGGAGCAGCUGAGCCUGGAGGGCCUGCAGCAGCGCUUCGACGUGACCAGCCCCUCCGUGUUCGUCCAGAGAGCGCAGAUCCUCAUGAGAGAGCAAAUGGACGACGCCGUUUACACGUUUGAGCAGCUCCUGCGCCAGGGCCUGGAGGGGCAGGAGGGGGACGACCUCUGCAAGGUCAUCCAUCGCUGCCAGGAUCGGGUCAUCAAGAAAUUUGACUAUGACAGCAGCACGGUGCGGAAGCGGUUCUUCAGGGAGGCCCUCCUGCAGAUCUUUAUCCCAUACAUGCUGAAGCAGCUCUCUCCAUCUUGUUCGCCGGAGCUUCCUCACUUCCAGGAGUUGAUCUUUGAGGACUUCUCCCGCUUCAUCCUGGUGGAGAACAUCUUUGAGGAGGUGGUGCUGCACACGGUGAUGAAGGACAUCAUGAUGGCUGUGAAGGAGGCAGCUGUCCAGAGGAAGCACAACCUGUACCGGGACAGCAUCGUCCUGACCAACAGCGACCCCAACCUCCACCUCCUGAGCGAGAACCCGCCUAUCGACUGGGCCACCGAGUACGGAGAAAAGGAGCAGGAGGAGGACGGGGAAGGAGUCAAGCAGGACGCCGAGGGCAACGAAGACGGAGACCCAGAGGUGCAGAAGAGACGCAGGAUGAAGCAGGUGGUGUCCAUGAUCCAGGUGGAGGCCAGCGGAGUGCCUGGGGAGUCGUGCGUGGAGGUUCCAGGGGUGGAGGACAUCCCAGAAGAAACUGCGGAGGAGGUGGUGGACCGGAAUGGUGGAAGUGAGGCUUCAACGUCCCCGGACCUCACAGCCAAAGUGCCCAACGGGACCAGAGACACUCCCAGUCUCGCCAAUGGGAUUCACCUGAAAGAGGAGGACGCCCCAGUCGCCAGCGGUCAGGACGAACAGAGCAUGGCUCAGGCGAAGGAGGCCUCCCAAGAGGAUGCAGAGAAGCCAGUGGCGGAGAGCCCUCCAGCAGACCUGGCUAUCGAGAGGGCCAUCCAGGAGAGCCCUCCAGCAGACCUGGCUAUCGAGAGUGCCAUCCAGGAGAGUCCUCCAGCAGACCUGGCUAUUGAGAGUGCCAUCCAGGAGAGUCCUCCAGCAGACCUGGCUAUCGAGAGGGCCAUCCAGGAGAUCCCUCCGGCAGACCUGGCUAUCGAGAGCGCCAUCCAGGAGAUUGAAAACGCAGUGUUGGAGGAGGAGGAUGGCGAGCCGAGUGCAGAACCUUCCACCCUGGAGGAAGCAGCAGAAACACUUCCAGCACACCAGGAGCCCGACGGCGCUCCACCGAACGAGGAGGAACCCGUCUCCAAAGACCAGGAGCAGAGUGUCGCCGCGGCCAAAGUGGAUGACCCCACCACCACGCCACAGGAGGCAGAGAACAAGCCCCCGUCUCAGCAGCAGGUGGCGCCAGAGAGCACCUCAGAAUCCCCUGCUGAGUCAGACCAGCCCACGGGUGACUCCCCUGCUGGUCAGUCUGAAAACAGCAGUCUCCAGUCACCAGCCGCUGAGGCGACUGAGGAGGAACCACAGCCUGUUCAAGCACCGGAGAAGCACAGUGACUCUGUGGAAGAGGAUUCUGGGAAGGGAGUAUCCACAGAUCCGGUGGUAGCCAAUGAGAUGUGAGACUGUGUAAGUUGAGUGAUAUUUUCUUUGCUUUGAGAGGAAAACAACAGCCAAAUUUCCAUUGGUUUGCUCUGUUCAGCUUCAUGCAAGAGGGGAUGGAACAUUUUGUUUGUUUUUUUUUUUUGUGCACAAUAUUGUUUUUAAUAUUGUUGAUGAGAUUUCAGCCUUCAGCCUUCGAUUGCCCCUUUUUCUUUACACCUUAUUUCCAUUACCCUUCAAACACCUGAAACUAGAACAGCAGCCCUCACUCACAAAUCUCAUGUGUCCCCGCACAUCUUGAUGCAAACGCUCUCUGCUACCACUGCCAUGUUCUAACUACAUCUUAGUUGCUAAAUUAGGUUAUAUUGGCAUCAGGGGGAUUAGCGUCCUGAUCUGCCGUACACCUUCUGUUCUAUAGCUGGCUUUCAAUGUGGGCCCAGUGUUCAAACAACUGUCCUGACAAACAAUCUUGAUGGUAGAAACCACUUACUCACACAUGCCUGCCUACACAUGCCAACUGGUCAAGGAAUAACACAUUACUCUAACGCACGCUGAAAACACUGAAUAUUAUGUUAAAUCAUCUUUAUGUUUGUUACAUUAUUUUCCUAUAUAAAUGUCUUCACUCCAAGUACACUAUUGUUUUUUUUGUAAAUAUGAAAUUGUGGGUAAAAUGACCUAGUUUAUGUGUUUUGGGGGCUUUUUUUUUGUUUUAGUUUUUUUGACCACAGGAACAGCUCUGAACAAGUAGUGUGGGUAUUACUCCCUUCCCCUACCAUAUUUCUGAAGAGGGUUCAUUCACUAAUGAAUAGUUGGAAUCAUGCUGUUAUUUCUGUUCAUUUUAUAUCUCUUCAGUCCUCUUAAAUAUUUUCUGCAAUAUGUAUUUGUGUCCCAUGACUGUGCUUUGCUGUUGUGAAGUGGAAACUGAUGAAUAGAAAGUUGUGUCAAGAGGACAUAAAAUGUAGAAAAUGGCAAUUUAGGGCAGGUGUCUGUAUUUCAAAUUGAAAUGACAAACUAUCAAAAUAAUAUUGAUGUGCAAAAAACAUAAGGAUCUUUGUAUGCCUACCUAGGCUAAUGCGAGUAAGUCAUUUUCACAACACUACUUUGGAAAUGUAACCGUCCACGGCAUGGUCCUGAGCGUUCUAGAACAGAUUAUUUUUAUUUAUUGUGUGCUGCACUUGGCAUCAAAUCGUCAUAUUUUAUUUUUCCUCUUAUUUUUUACAUGUGUGUUUAGAAAAGUUUUUAAAAUAUUAUUUUAAGUCGUUUAAAUGUAAAUUCUUCACAAUAAAUCAUAACCAAUAACGUU